AUGGGUAUCUACACCAAGCUUGCGGACGGCAUCGACGAGGUCGAUGUUAUUAUUGCUGGAGGCGGGACAGCCGGAUGCAUCAUAGCCGGACGCCUUGCAGAGAACGACCCCUCCCUUUCCAUUCUUGUGAUUGAGGGCGGGGCAAACAACAAAGAUGUUGCGAGCAUUGUCAAUCCAGUCUUUUACCUACAAAACCUUCUACCCGCCACGAAAACGGCCUUGUUCUACAAGGGCAACAAGGCCAAGCAACUCGCUGAUCGCGAGCCUAUCGUACCAUGCGGCGGUACACUUGGUGGAGGUAGCUCUAUCAAUUUCAUGAUGUACACGCGUGCCCAACGCUCGGAUUUUGACUCGUGGAACACUCCUGGCUGGUCAGCCGAAGAGAUGUGGCCAUUCCUGAAGAAAUUGGAGACGUACCAUGGACCAGGAAAGAAAGAACACCACGGCUACGACGGGCCUAUACAUGUCAGUAAUGGCAGUUACCGUGCACAUGAAUCAGAGGAUGAUUUCAUUCGUGCAGCCGCACAAGUCGGCAUCCCCGAGAUCGAAGAUUUACAAAACCUCGAAACCAAUAACGGUGUUCAGCGGUGGCAACGCUAUAUUUCACCAGACGGCAAACGUCAAGAUACUGCGCACAGGUAUAUACAUCCCAAGAUCGAUCAGCCGCAGUACUCCAAUCUCCACGUGCUUGUCGAAUCAAAGGUUGUACGCGUACUCUUCGACGGCAAUAAGCGCGCAACUGGCGUAGAAUACACACCAAACCCUGAAUUUCAGUCCACAAUUGGUUUGACUGCGCACCCAGUCAAGACUGUUCGCGCCCGAAAACUCGUCGUCGUUACAUGCGGUGCCUGCGGCACGCCACCAGUACUGGAACGCUCUGGUGUUGGCUCCAAGGAAAUUCUCCAAAGAGCCGGUGUACCCAUUGUCGAGGAACUACCAGGUGUAGGAAAAGACUAUCAAGACCACCAUCUCGUCCUCUACCCCUACAAGUCCUCUCUGGAACCACACCAUACCAUGGAUGGUAUCUUGAGCGGACGUGUAGACGUGGCUGCAAUGAUGGAGAAGAAGGAUCCAAUGCUGGGCUGGAAUGCCAUCGACAUAUCAUCCAAGAUAAGGCCCACCGAAGCAGAAGUCAGCGCUCUCGGCCCAGAGUUCCGCGAAGCAUGGGACCGCGACUUCAAAAACAAUCCCAACGUACCACUGAUGCUGUGCGGUAUGAUAAGCGGUUUUCUCGGCGACCCAACCAGCGUCCCAGCAGGACAGUACCUUACCAUUGGAAACUACACAGCAUACCCCUAUUCGCGGGGCCACAUGCACAUUACCGGCCCAAAGCACGACGACCCGCUCGACUUUGACGUAGGCUUCUUCAACGACAAGAACGACAUUGAUCUCAAGAAACAACUCUGGGCCUACAAGAAACAACGCGAAAUCCUGCGUCGCAUGAAAUAUUUCCGCGGCGAACUCGCAGAAGGACACCCUAGGUUCCCCGCCAACUCUGCCGCCGCAGUCCAAGAAUCCAUUACAGCGCCGCUACAGAACGUGCAGGAUCUGGUGUAUACAAAAGAAGACGACGCCGCAAUCGAGCAGUGGCUGCGAGAAAAUGUAAAUACAACGUGGCAUUCCCUCGGCACGUGCAAGAUGGCGCCGAGGGAGGAGGACGGUGUUGUGGACAAGAAUUUGAAUGUGUAUGGUGUGAAGGGGCUCAAGAUUGCGGAUCUGAGUAUUCCACCCAAGAAUGUAGGUGCGAAUACGAAUAAUACGGCCCUUGUGAUUGGAGAAAAGGCAGCGGAUAUCAUUAUCAACGAGUUGAAUGGGAUGAAAGGAAAGCUAUAA
Exserohilum turcica Et28A is the source of this 1833-nucleotide messenger RNA. RefSeq lists its product as uncharacterized. The record is from RefSeq and is a predicted model, not a curated record. The transcript is spliced from 2 exons. Gene Ontology annotation, molecular function: flavin adenine dinucleotide binding; oxidoreductase activity, acting on CH-OH group of donors. Lineage: Eukaryota; Fungi; Ascomycota; Dothideomycetes; Pleosporales; Pleosporaceae. The coding region runs from base 1 to 1833 and encodes 610 amino acids.